CGUAACCCCAAGUUACCCUCCGUGAAUGUGUUCCAUCAUGAUCAAGUAAUAUGUCAAUGGAGAGGAAAAGAUACUGCUACCUCAAAAUGACGGGGGAUCGGCGGUGAAGAUAAUCCAAGCACUUUCCUUCAUUCCUUUGGAAGACGAUCAGAUUCAUCCGCAAUGAAGUCGAGAUUGCACUCUGUCCUCUUCUUUGCAACGGCAUUGCUGAUUCCCAGUCUGGUCCUUCUCUACAAUUCUUGGCAAGCCAGAUUCCAAGAGACCGAUCGGAGCCUCCAAGAAGACUCAUCGAUACUGGAAGCUUAUGGCGGCAAGACCUACGAACCAAAUGCCACCGCAGAUAAUGAUCCGACGCCAGCAGACCUACCAAUGUUGCAAGCUUAUGGCGGCAUACCGAAUCUCAACAGGUUUCCUCUCAAACUCUGUGAAGGGGACUGCGAUGUCGAUAGUGAUUGCGACGUUGGACUGCUUUGCUUUCAGAGAAUUGCCUUUACGGGUGUUCCUGGUUGCCAAGGAGGGGAGACCUUUGCGGCCAACACGGAUUUUUGUAUUUCCAUCGCCACAGAGAACCCAACUGGCUCGCCCACCACAAAAUCCCCAACGUUUGGACCCACUGGAUCGCCCACUAUUGAUACCAGUAUUUCCAAAUUGCCUACAGGAUCUCCCGCCAUUGACACCACGAUGAGUCCAACCACAACUACUGAAUCGCCAACGGUCGCCACAGAUGUGACCAACCCACCAAGUGAGGCGCCUGCAUUGAAUGCAUCUACAGCCAGUCCAACAAUCAUACAACCAACCUCAAACAAACCUACUACUCCACCCUCAGCCAAACCUAGUAAUACCCUUCCACCCACAAUCAAUUCUACUUCAAGAUCCCCAACGAUUGCACCAUCCACACAACCUUCUGCGACGCCGACCACAGCAGUACCCACGACAAGUUCACCAACGAGAGCACCGACAGUAGAGCCCACACCGCUACCUCCGUUCAGUAUUGCACCCACGACAAUUGACAGGCCCCUUGCUGAAGUUGUUGGCAACAACGGGGAUCCUGCCUCCUCCUUUCCCUUGCAACUCUGCCAGGGAGAUUGCGAUCGCGAUGGAGAGUGUGCUUGGGGACUCUACUGUCAUGGCCGUUCGGAACCAGACAGUCCGAUUCCGGGUUGCACCUUGGAGGAUGGAAGUGGGGUGGGGAAUAACGAUUUUUGCCUUCGUUUGCCGUCCAUACUGCCUGGAGCCUUUCGAUUGCGUCUCUAUUGGGAAGAAGGCUAUGAAUGGCAGAAUUCAACGAGGGAAUCCUUUUGGUGUGCCACAAACAGUUUCAAUGGGUGGCCGGGGACGGGGAGGUGCUGGUAUGGUGAUCAAGUCGAAGAGUGCCUCUCCAAUCAAACCUUCUUGGCUAGAUGUGAUGGUACUGGGUUGGAGCCAUGGCAGCAGGCCUUCCUCUUUCUACCCGUCAACGAUGAUGAAGUACUCAUUCAAUCUGCAGCUGUCGCUGACCAAAGAUGCUGGCGACGCAGCAGACGAGAAUUAUUUCUGACGGAAUGCGAUCCCAACGAUCCCAUGCAGCGAUGGAUCGCCUCCAAUGGAACCGCUUUCUUUGACGAAGACAAUCGAUUUGAGAUAUCUCAAGCAGGAUUCAACAGUCAGUGUAUAUCCAACGAUCACCAUCCCAAGCCUGGAGAAGUUAUAGAACUUCAUAGUUGUGAGGCUUUGCGAGCUCCAGACUCGCAAACAGCUCUGUGGACAAAGUACUGAUGUAUUCCACGUCUUCAUGUGAGCCGGAAACAUGCAUCAUGGAUUGCAAAGCUUUGCCAUCACACGAGGCGAACUGGGGUCGGGGACGGUAGCAGGAAUGAAAGGUCGGAAGUACCAGUAGCAAUCUUCAAUUAGCCAAACAAAACAAGAGAACGAGUUCAGUAGCUUGCGGCGCAAGCAAGGUUUCAAAAGUGUUGUUUCCCUCACGAGCAUUGGUUUCAUGAGUUUCAGUCCAAUUCUUAAGCCAGCGGAGCUGUGUAACCUCGGCAGAAUGGUUUCCGUGUAGAAGCAGAUACAGUACCAUAUAGCUAGCUAGUUAGAAGCAGAUACCUGUAGUGCUUAGCUAGUGCUUAACUUCCGCUUAGCUAGCUAGAAGCAGAUCCCCCCUAGCUAGAAGCAGAUUCACAUAGCAAGCUAGAAGCAGAU
This is a messenger RNA of Seminavis robusta, 2181 nucleotides long. The record is from the annotation of a GenBank genome assembly. Lineage: Eukaryota; Bacillariophyta; Bacillariophyceae; Naviculales; Naviculaceae.